UGGAGUUACUAGAUGACGCCACUCCAUCAAAGUCUCUGUCUGACCUCACACCUUGACAAUCUACCACUUUAAUGAUCCUUGAUUUCUGACGUCUCACAAACUAAAUAACAAGAAUAAAGAAGUUGGUUACAUACAAAUCCAUUUGAGAAUCGAUCGCAUACAACCCUUGUCUAAGAUACCAAAUAAUCUAGCCAAGUUACCACAUAUCAGCCUCAUCUGAUUGAGUAUAUCCAACAACACUUUAACGACACAUCUGCUGUUGUGAUGGCAACAAACGACAAUGACGAUGACAAUACCGGCUUCUCAUUUGGCGCCCAACCCUUUGCUUGGGUUCUCAUUCCUCUCUUCGUCAUCUUUGUCCUCGGUCUAACCGCCACCAUCAUUCAAGUGAGACGACGUCGCCGCCGUCGUGGAAACCAAUGGCCCGGUCAGAAUACAGCUCCAGUAUAUACAGGUCUUCGCGGUGGAAGAAGAACGGCGAAUCGGCGAUCUCCAUGGAACGGCACCAGGUCUGAAGAAGGACUCAAUGAACUGGGACAGGCACCGCCGCCGUACGAUGGCAAAAAGGAGACGCAGGAUCCUUUGGAACUGCGGGAUCUCGAAGCUGGGAACAGGCCGCCUGAGUAUCCUGCUGAGCCCGCACCGGCUGUAGUGACGGAUGGUCGAAGAAAUUGAUUGCUGAGAUUUAGCUUCUGAAUUAUGACUUCUCGUAUAUUUGUUCAUUGGACUGUUUUAUACCUAUCUUUUUUGAACGGAGUUAAAGGGAUGAGCCGGGAGGGUACUGUAUUCGGGGAAAUGAAUGAUUCGGAAUGGGGUUACGAGGCGAUUCAUAUUGGUAUAGCAAUGAACAAUUCUUUCUUUUUAUCUCAUGAGACAAGGGCCGGAGGUCGAGUUGGGUCUGCCGAUAUCCGUGAUUCCGAUCAAGCAUGACCGAUUGGCGAGACCACUUUAGACAUCCAGUGUAGUACAGAGGAAAGAUGUCUAGGAGACUCGAGUGUAGGUGGCAAACCUGAACUGAACAAUGAACU
Fusarium redolens is the source of this 1028-nucleotide messenger RNA. RefSeq lists its product as uncharacterized. The transcript has a single exon. Bases 265 to 675 code for a protein of 136 amino acids. Lineage: Eukaryota; Fungi; Ascomycota; Sordariomycetes; Hypocreales; Nectriaceae. The record is from RefSeq and is a predicted model, not a curated record.